Pocillopora verrucosa is the source of this 6466-nucleotide messenger RNA. Its product is annotated as laminin subunit alpha-5. The record is from RefSeq and is a predicted model, not a curated record. Gene Ontology annotation, biological process: animal organ morphogenesis; tissue development. Lineage: Eukaryota; Metazoa; Cnidaria; Anthozoa; Scleractinia; Pocilloporidae.
GGAUGUUAACAUUCAACCGGCUGAGAUCUCCAAUAUAAACAAGAACGUGAUUGCUUACCUUGAAUGCAUUGGCCAUCCCCUUGUAAAUAAUUCUGGGAGAACACGAUUUACGCUAGAAGUCCGUGAACUUGCGAUAUUCCGCGUAAAAGAAGGAUGUCAAGAUUCGCGCUCAACAAGGUGCCUCGUGUUAGUUCGAAAACACAGCUUUUUCUCACGUGUUUUUCGAUGAUUUUGAUGAACAGCGAAAUAAUAGCAAGUGGACUCCCUUAUUCAGAGCCACCAAGCUUCAAAAUCGGGGAAAAGAUUCGUUUGGAGACAAUUUUGUCGUGUGGUACUGGCGCGUUCCAGAACAAACAAGAUUCAGUGUUUUGGUGUGAUUCAAUGAAGGAAGACGAUUCUAACCAGACGAAUGGAAAUCAAAGUGACACGUGUUCCGCAUGCGAUCCCUUGACAAAUGCUUCAUAUAGCAUAAAGAGCGUACUGACAGGGAAUGGAGUGAGGGAAUGGAGGUCUCUCCCAAAGGAUAAGGAGAGUAUUCUACAGGAGCUCAACAUCACGAUCAACUUUCCACAGAUACUGGAGAUACAGAGUAUUUCUGUGAAGGCAGGUAAAACGCCUCUUCCCGCUGUCUGGGCCCUGGAAACGACCAUCGAUGUUAACAGCGACUUUCAGGGGGUGCGUUACUAUGUUAAAAACCAAGACGAUUGCUUAAAACACUUCGGAGUGAGCCUGUUAGACAGUCCUGUUUGCCAUCUACAAUCGGAACGUUCGUGGACAGAAAGCAAAACUUUUCUAAAUCAUCUGGCGGCUAGUGUCCAGCUGAGAUUUUUAAAAAUGUGGCCUGUUGUUGAAGCAAGAAACAACUAUUCGGAUUACUACUCAAUCAGCGACAUUUCAAUAGAAGGACGCUGUGUCUGUAAUGGCCAUACAGAUGAGUGCAGUCCAACAGACGAUGGACGCAUGGCUUGCCAUUGUCGCCAUAACACGUGCGGGGAACGGUGUCAAUUUUGUUGCGAGGGUUACUCUCGAGACGACAAUGGUGAUUGUGAGGCCUGCAGAUGUAACAAACAGGGCUCCGCAUCGUUAGUCUGUAACCAGUAUACAGGACGCUGUAGUUGCAAGCUAAGUGUCAGAGGAAGAAGGUGUGAUGAAUGUCCUGUCAAAUCUUAUGGCUUUCCCACAUGUUUAGCUUGUGACUGCAACUUGUCUGGUUCAUACGGUGGAGGUGCCUACUGUGAUCCGUACACCGGGCAGUGUCCCUGUAGAUAUGGCUUCAGAGGAAGGCAAUGUGACAAGUGUCCUGCUGGUUAUUAUAACUUUCCUAACUGCCAAUGGUGUGGAUGUAAUCCGUUAACAACAAUAUCUGACAUAUGUGAGGACAGCGCCGACGGCUAUAGGUGUUUAUGUAAACCCAACUAUGAAGGUCUUUUCUGUGGACAGUGUAAAAAAGGAUAUUACGGCUUCCCUGUUUGCAAAAGGUGCACGUGUUCGCCUCGUGGAUAUGGUUCUUGUAAUGAACUUGGAAAAUGCGUCUGUAAUGAUGGGUAUGCCGGGAUACAGUGCGACCGCUGUGCAAAUGGCUACUAUGGUUUCCCAAACUGUAGAGCGUGUAAUUGUAACACCUUUGGCUCGUACAGUAGACAGUGUAACUAUACAACCGGGGAGUGUUCCUGUAAGCCCGACAUCCGAGGUAUUCAGUGUGACCGCUGUGCAGAAAAUAUGGUGGGCUUUCCCGCGUGUAUCAAGUGUGACUGUAAUGCAGAUGGUACCAGAUUCUUGCCUGGUUUUGCCAACGGAAUGUGUUACGGUUCAGCCAAGUAUCAGUGCCUUUGUAAGUCCAACGUUGUGGGCCGCACAUGUGAUCGUUGCCUGCACGGUUUCUACAACUUUAGCGGCAGCAACCCCCUUGGUUGUACAUCCUGUAGCUGCUCACAUGUUGGGACUGUGUCGGGUACACGCAACUGUCAUGCGCAAAAUGGGCGCUGCGAAUGCAAGAAUCAUGUGAUAGGUAAAAAGUGUCAGAAUUGUCGAGAUGGGUACCAUGGAAUGAAGUCACAUGAUAUAUUUGGUUGUAAAGCGUGCAAAUGUGAUCCUGGCGGAUCGGUCAGAAAAAAUUGUUUCAAACAUCUAGGAAACUGUCAGUGUAUUUCUGGAGUUAGAGGAAAGAAAUGUGACAGUCUCUAUGCGUCAAGAGCGACAUAUUACCCAACUUUGUAUCACACCUAUGUUGAGCUGGAGAGAGCGGUGUUGACAUCCAAUACUAAAAUCCGGGUUCCGAUAGCGGCUGAUGAUAAUGUCUUUCCAUCUUUCUCUGGAGUUGGCUACGCAAUUUUCCCUCCAUAUAAGGAGUACGCAGUUGUUGUGGCCAUCCCCAAGACAAGUAAAUAUCACGUCAUCUUUCACUACGCGCUCAGAAAUAACCAACGUUCCUCUGCGAAAGUGGAGCUAUAUCUAAGAGGCUCGUUGCCUAAACCAUACAACUUUGAGGUACAGUUUCCCCCACGGAAUCCAAGUGAACAACAAACCAAGAACUUAAGACUUACCGUAAAUAAAAGAGGUGUAAACAAAGAGUUUGAGUUGGAUAAAGGUGCUUGGACUGUUGCUAUAACAUCCCACAGCACAAUGUUGUUGUUGGAUUACAUUGUAUUUUUACCACAAGAUUAUUACAACGCAGACCUUCUCAAUGACGUACAACCAGGACCAUGUAUGCUGCGGACCUCCAAACCGGAGGGCUGUGAUAUGUAUACAUAUUAUGACCCUAGAAGUCCAUCAAUCGUCACUGUGUCUGGGAACCGUGCUUACACGCACCCAUUCAGAAGGCAGGCCUAUUUAUUCACAGAUACACUAUACUACCUAGAUGAACCCAAACUCUCUAAUAUGGCCUUGCUGGGAGAAAGUCAGCCUAUCCUAGGUUUCGACAUCACAGUACCAGAGUCUGGGCCUUACGUUGUCAUGGCCACUUACGUCCAUCCGGAGAGAUUCAUUCACCGAGUAUCCAUCACAAUAGGUAACCAGCGAGGGACGAUGGAGAUUCUGCCAUGCAAAUACCAGUUUUUAUGCCGCCAGUUUGCUAUGGAUGGCAACAAGCGCCCUAAGAACUACGAGCUUAAGGCCAGACAGACCAUUGGGAUUAAAAUUGAAAGCUCUGCAUCUGCCAAGAUCGGCGUGAGUUCUGUCACCGUCAUACCUCAAGCAAAGUGGAACAUACAGUACAUCGAACCCAGGCUUCUUUGCAGAAUGGUCAAUAAAACAUGCUUUCCUGCCACUUAUCCAAUACCUGAGAACGCAUUUCAGCUGGUUGCAUUUUCUCACUGGACUAAAGAUAAGAUGACAUCAAUUUUCAACGGGGCUGUCAAGGCCUUUGUGUCGUACCGCAUAAUCAUACACUAUCGACAGUCUAACAGUCUAUCUAAGAAAGUUGAAGAACUAUCGAUUACUAGCCACCAAAAGCCGAAUAUUCCCGUAACGUUCCACUACUGUCCUGCCGAUCCCGGCUGCCGUGUCGUCGUCGGGGAAGAGGAAGCCUUAAAUUUCGUGUUCAACCGAGGGAUUUUCACUGCCAAGAUACAACACGAGAGGCGAACUCAACUGUCGUAUCUACUUCUCGUGCCUCAAAACGUCUACUCCACAAGCCUUCUUGAGCUACAGUCUAGCGACAAAGUUACUGAAUUUUUGCAAAGUUGUGGUAAAGACCAUUUCCAUAUAAACCCAGUUCGCGGUCGACAGUGUCGGCAGGAUGUGUUCUCUUUGACGAUGCGUUUCAUAGGAGGUCCUUUACGAUGCACGUGCAACGUUUUGGGCUCAAGGUCCUCGGUCUGUGAGGAGUUUGGUGGGCAGUGCUUGUGCCGGACCAAUGUGGUGGGUAGGAAGUGUGACAGAUGUAAGCUUGGUCACGCUGGAUUCCCACGCUGUAGACGGUGUGGCUGCCACGUGGUGGGAUCAGUUUCUCCUACUUGUAGUACAAACGGACGGUGCCGCUGCAAGCCUGGAUUUGGAGGAUACAAGUGCGACAGAUGUAUAUCUUCCACUUAUUAUGGAUUCCCAAAUUGCAAGCCUUGCGCUUGCAACACUCGUGGCUCAUUAAGCACUUUCUGUCGCUCAAGAGAUGGCCAAUGUCAGUGCAGGCGAAAUUUCAAUGGAAAGAAAUGCAACGAGUGCAGAAUUGGCUAUUAUGAUUUUCCAAGCUGUAAGAAGUGUAGCUGUGAACCGGCUGGAAUCAAAUUACUCCCUGGUGAAAAGAAUGGAUGUGGAUCUGUCGAUAAUACUAACUGCAGGUGCAAAGAUAACGUGAUGGGUGACAAGUGUGACAGCUGCAAACCGUUCCACUUUAAUCUUCGUAUAAAUAACCCUUUGGGUUGUCAGUCAUGUGGCUGCAACACUAAUGGAUCUUUGGGAUUGAUCAAAACGUGUCACGAGACCACUGGACAGUGCCUCUGUAAGAGUCACGUAACUGGUCGCCAAUGUGACCAAUGCAAAGAAGGCUAUUAUAGCAUCGAAGGACCAAAUGCAUUCGGCUGUAAACGUUGUUCAUGUAAUGCUGGUGGCUCUCUUAGCACAUCUUGUAACGAAAUCACAGGACAGUGCCCAUGCUUGCCGGGUAUCGGUGGAAACCAGUGUGACAGGGUUAAGUCUAAUGACUAUUACUACCCCACACUUCAUCAAUAUAAAGUCGAGUUAGAAGAUGCGAUCUCCACUGACAAUGGCAGAUCAGCUUACUCCAGAUACGACGAGAGUGAAUUUCCGGGAUUUUCUUGGCGAGGUUACGCAGUUUUCUCGCAGUCUCAGACAUCUAUAUAUAUGAUGAUUGAUGUUCCUCGAACAAGUAAAUACCAACUGGUAUUCUAUUACUUAUUGGCCCGAUACGCCACCGUGACGGCCUUAGUGAGAUUUACUCCGACAGUGAACUCAGCUCUAUUUCCAUCAGGCUCUGCGACAGAGCAGACGCUGGAUGUCCGAUUCCGAGCAACAUCCAAUUGGUUCUACCGCUCAGCUGACUUCCUUGUGGUCAGAGACACUUGGGGAGACCCACAGCAAAUUAUGCUGAGUCAGGGAAAAUGGAAAUUUACGAUGUCGGCCUCCGCUACUGAUCUUUUCGUGGACUACAUGGUGCUACUACCAGAGGAAUAUUACAAACCGAAGAACCUCGAAGUUAACGUCUUUAGUCCUUGUACACUUAGAGGAGACAAUAGCCAUUGCUCUCACUUAGCCUUCCCCAGCCUCAAACAAGACGGAUUUGUGACUAUCCAAGCAGAGGACAGUUCGGUUGUUGGUGGCGUGCGAAGAAACCGACGAGUAACGGACAUUCCCUUCCAUGGGCUUAUUCUGACUGGCUCUAGGAAUGAAAUGUCCUUCAGUUUACCGUCUAAAGUGCAAGGCCAGUUUGUCCUGUUGGCCAGCUAUUUCCACGAUUCUGAUAAAGAAGGAGUCUCAGCUCUGGUUGUUAAAACUGGCUCUGAAAUCUUAAGAGCGCAAAUGAGCAUUCUCUCCUGCAGAUAUCGUUUUGGCUGUCGACAAGUAGCUAUCAACAAGAACCAUGAUGUUGCUAUAUUCACAGCGAGUCAAAAGGAAGAAACUACCGUCAGUAUGACAACCUCGUUAACAAUCGCUUUGGACUUCAUUACUGCUGUUCCUCUCGCCAAAUGGACCCAGAAGCUCUUGUUACCAGCAACACAGUGCAUCAGUAACGGUUUCUCGUGUGUACAGUCAACGUAUUUUACUCCGAAAGAUGCCGUUAAGGUAGAGGCUGAAGACAGGUUGAACGGUGGCGAUAAAGCCCCUUACUACAUCAUGGACAGGAGGGCGAGACUGAAGCACCUGAAAGUGGGCGAGAAAACUCUUCACAUCAAUGGAAGAGCGCGAACUGGUCGCUAUUACGUCAUUGUGCAUUUCUACCAGCCGAACUUCCUCUCCUUCCUGGGAAAAGUUGUCGUCAGUGGACAGAACGCUGCGUCCACGCUGCUGACGUUCAGCUACUGCCCUCACGUAUCGGGCUGCAGAGCCAUAGGUACCUCACAGUACAGGGAGGGUAUGCGUGAAUCUAUCUACAUUGGGCGACAGAAUGAAAUACUUGUCAGUAUAGCUAUUCCUGAGGACAAAGGUGUAUGGAUUGAUUACGUGUUAUUGGUUCCAAUCUCGUCCUUCUCGCCAUCCCUUCUGGAUAUAAAACCCAUCGAUAUCACGCAAGAUUUUAUACAGGAUUGUGGACAACGCAGCUUUUUCUUGAAAGAAUCUACCUCGCAAUUCUGCCUUCGCUCUGCAUUUAUCCUCACAACUCGAUUCAACAGCGGUGCAUUAUCAUGCAACUGCGACAGCCUGGGAGCUACAAAAACGAGCUGUGAGCCAUUCGGCGGACAGUGUGUGUGCCGACCUAACGUGAUUGGUCGAGCAUGCGACAAAUGUAAAAGCGGUUAUAGCGGGUUUCCUUACUGCAAGAGAUGAAAGAAAUAUCAAGCGAUCGACAAACAAA